Dovyalis caffra is the source of this 246-nucleotide messenger RNA. The record is from the annotation of a GenBank genome assembly. NCBI's taxonomy places the organism in Eukaryota, Viridiplantae, Streptophyta, Magnoliopsida, Malpighiales, Salicaceae.
AUGGCGAAGAACUGGGCAUUCAUCUUCCAAAUGAGAAUGUCUACUCCUGGAAUGCCGAUCGAUAUAUCGACGAAAUUUCGAGUAUCCUCUAAUUUCGAUUUUUUGACCAGCAAGGCAUUGAAUCACUUCCAGGGGGGCACUCCUGGGUGGAGCUUGCGAGGACUGUCAUUUCAAGGACGAUCAGCGAGGGUGGUUCGAGGGCCCCUUGGUCAAAGGAAGGGAAGGCCAUGGCCAAAGAAGGGGUAA